AUGCGACGAGCUCCCAAGUACCUCUACUCGGCGCUCGCAGCCUUCAUCAUCGCGAAGGCCACUAACGACUGCGGGUUCUUGGGCAUCCCCAACCAGGGCCCCUGUCCACCGAAGAGCAACCCGAGGCAGGGUCGAGACCACGAUCCAGCUCGAGAGACGGCGUGCGUUCACGAGUUCACGGGCCACGGCGGCAACGGUCGAGCGUUUUGGGUGCAGUGCUGCGGCUGCAAGAUGCACCUCGAGUGCUACCCACAGUCAGCCCCAGGGAUGAUGAAGGUCAUCAACAUGCUCAACGACUUCAAGGACGAGGAGGCGAGGAUCAAGGGAUGGAAGCCCAGAACGGCCAAGACCAGCAGCAAGAAGAAGGAGGAGACCGAGACGGGACCAACAGCGACCAGCAGGACGGCAUCGACAAGCCCGAGGACCUCUUCCAGAACCAAGCCAAGGCACCAGGACAACCGGUGUCAGAAGGACGAGCUGGAGGAGGAGACAGAGGACUGGGAGCAGCUGGACGACUCCCCACGGAGCAAGGCCUUGACAGCGCUGCGCGAGCUACUUCAGGACGAGAACGCCAACGCGACGACCAAUCAGCUGCGAUUGCUAGAGAAGCUCAGCGACAAGCAGAACAGCGUGAUAAACAAGUCCAUCAAUCAGACCAGCGACUUCGAGGACCUGACUCAGGCAGUGGAGGCCGCGAUCCCCGAGAGCAGCGCCUUCGUGAAUCAGGUCGCCCUCAACUUCGAGCCCGAGCUGGACCACCCCAAGGGGGGCGAUCGGGCAGAAGGGGGCGCGACCAACAAGGAGAUCCCUCCGAAGGACAUCUACAACACUAAGUUGAGGGAGAAGAUCGGCAAGGAGAUGCUGACGUUCAUCUCAGACGUGGCGAUCAAGCAGGCCGUCAACGGCAGGUACUGCUAUUACGAGCAGGACAUGAACUCCAGGGACUGGGAGGAUCCCCUCAUCAAGAAGCUCAAACGUCUACCCGACAUCGGCGAGGACAGAGCGCUUCGGAAGGGCCGCAAGUACUUCUCCAAUCUACCCAAGGAGGCCAUCGAGUACGCCAAGUUGUUGAGCCAGGAGUUCGUGAAUCGACCACCUCACACCGCCCUCGGGGACAUUGACGACUCCCUACAGGAGCUGGUUGGGGUGCUGGUUCGGACGAUCAUCAAGAUGAAGACCACGAAGGAGCUCGGGAAGCAGAUCGAGGACAACACGGGCCCUCACGUCAAGCAGCAGGUUCAGAAGAUCCAUGAGAACAUGGGCCACUGCAGCAACGAGAACCUCGUCGUGGUGCUGAAGUACGGCAAGGCCAGACAGGCCUUCGUUGAGGCGGCGCAGAAGCUCGAGCGCCCGAGCUGCGAGGCGAACAAGAGGUCGAAGCUCGCGAAGCCCUCCAAAGCCCCGACUACCUACCAGUUCAACGAUGUCAUCGGCAUGGACAUCUUCUUCGUGCUGGAACCCGAGAACACCACCAAGGUGCCCAUGCUGAACAUAGUAUGUCACGGUACUGGACAUCAAGUGGUGAUACCUCUACCGAGUCGACAUGGCCCACAUAUACGACGUCAUUACCGCGCAUUCUGGAAGCGUGUUUACGGGGUGCCCCGCAUGAUAGUCAUUGAUGGCGAGAAAGGUUUCUCUGCAGGUGAGUUUCCAGAAGCUGCUGAAGGAGAUGGUUCCGAGAUCAAGGUGACGAGUGCUACUUCGCCAUGGCAGGCGGGCAAGACCGAACGCGCUGGAGGCACCUGGAAGGAGACCUUCUACCGAACCAGGCAGAAGUUCAACACCAACAACUGGGAGGACUUCUACGAGCUCGUGGAUGCGGUCAACGUGGUGAUGGGCGAGAGCGUUCGCAGAGGAGGUUUUACACCGUAUCAGAGAAUUUUCGGACGACCAUUUCGACUUCCUGAGAAGAUCUUAGAAGAAGGAUCACCAAGUUGGUCAACGGUCUCCAGAGCGAUGAACGGUGACACCGAGUUGGCCAGGAGCAUCGACAUGCGCAAGGCCGCCAUGGCUGCCUACAUCGAGGCCGAGUGCUCAGAAAAGUGGAGACGGGCGCUUCAGAGGAGGACGAGACCUACUAGAGGCACCACUUUUCAGCCAGGAGAUCGAUGUUAUUUCUGGCGAAGCAGUACUGACAAGCUGCCAACUCGUUCUUGGCAUGGACCUGCACGCGUCAUUCAGGUGGGGCUUCCGAGUACAGUGUGGUGCUCAUAUCAGGGAGUACUCAAGUGUUCACCUGAACAGCUUCGACAUGCUAACGAGGCCGAGGUCGCAGCCUGGGAGCAGAUCGACAACACCAUGAAGGAGGAGUUGAACACCGAGAACAGAGGACGUCGUACACACGAAGACCUCACUCGACAAGAUCAGCCACCAGACGAUCUUGAAGUGCCCCACGUUGCUCCACCAGAGCCAGCCGCGGAUGAUCAAGGAGCAGCCUCACAGCCGCCCACCACAGAGAUCGAGAAGGCCGCGGAUGUCAACCCAGAGCUGAUUCCCAUGGCCACCAAGAACUACGAUCAUCUAGACGACGUGCCGUUGACGAUCAAGCAGAACAUCAACAAUCCGAUCUCAGCCAUACCAGUCAGCGAGCGGAUUGCCGUCACCGAAGCAAAGAUCAACAAGGAGGCGGAAGCACCACCCAAGAAGAAGGUUAAGAAAGUGAAGGCACCAGUCGUCAGCUCAGCCAUGCUCACCAACACCAAUCAACGACUUCGUAAGGAGAUUACUGAGAAGUCACUUCUGAUCACCUACAAGUACCAGCCCUACAUCGCCGCUAAGCGUAGAGAGUGGGGCAACAUCACGAAUGCCCAAGCAAUUCGACUACUUCCACCUGCUGAAGCCGAUAAAGUACGUCAAGAUCCCGAUCGGGCUUCCAGGAUCAUGGGUUCCCGCUGGGUGCUCACCGACAUGGGCGCCAAUCCUGAGGAGGUCGACGCUAGCAAGCGGCAGUUGAUGUUCAUGAGCGGCGGCAUUUGGAGGAUGGCAAAGGCUAGCUGGACCGUUCAAGGACACACCGACCCCGACCUGCUCGACCUCGAGACCUACAGCCCAGUCGUCGGCAAGGACUCCGUGUUCCUGAUUUUGCAGAUCCUGUGCUCUAACAAGUGGACCUUGCAGCUAGCAGACAUCACUUCGGCUUUUACCGCUGGAGAUCCACUCGAUCGAUCUCAAGGCAGUCUUUAUGUGGAGCUUCCUCGCACCGGGAUUCCUGAUGUGGAGGACGGUUCGCUGGUGGAGUUACUCAAGGCAAUGUAUGGUCUAGGCGAUGCUCCAUUACAAUGGCUAUCAGCUUUUACCAAGUACGCCAAGGAGAUCGGUUUCCAGUGCUCCAUCUUCGACAGCUGCGUCUUCUACCUGAGAGACGAGAAGGGACUUCACGGCAUCAUGGGCCUCACUGUGGACGACAUCGUGGGAGGUGGAGACGUUCUAUUCGACGCUGCCUGUCAGAAGCUACGAGAAAGGUUUCCUUUCAGAGCGUGGCGUCACAACAGCGGGAAGUACACCGGUAAGGAGCUACAGCAGAACGAGGACAACACCGAGAUCACGAUAUCACCAAGUUUCAGUUCGAGUAGCAUCCAGCUAAUCAAUAUAGCCACUGAACGCCGUAAAGAGCCUCAUUCUGCAGUCACACCUGAAGGACUCCACCAAGCACGUCGUUUGUGCGGGUCAAUUUCGUUUCUGGCCCGUGAAAGCAGGCCCGAUCUAUCUGGUCCAGUGUCCCUACUUCAAGGAAAGAUGCCCAACCUGGUGGUGGACGACUUGCUGGAGGCGAACCGCAUCGGCAGGAUGACUAAAGAAUUCAGCUCGGUGAUUCUCAGGAUCAGGCGCAUUCCAUUUCAUGAGAUGGCCUUUGCAGUUUUCAAUGACGCGGCCUGGGCAAAUGCCAGAGAUGGAGCUUCGCAGGCUGGAUGCAUCGUGUUCGCCACACAGCGCAAGAUUCUCAAAGGGGAGCCCGCCAUCAUCUCGAUCCAGUCCUGGAAGAGUCACAAACUUAAGAGGAAGUGUGCUCACCAGUUCGGUGCCGAGACGCUGGCGAUUUCAGAAGGAAUGGCCAUGGGGGAGCUCAUGCGCACCAUGUUGCUCGAGAUUACGGACAGCGAGUUCGACCUGAUGCGGCCCUACAUGCUAGCAUCCAAGUUUCCAGUGAUCAGCGUCACCGAUUCCAGACGCGGCUACGAUCACGACAAGCGCGCCGCCAUCGACGUAGCUAUCGUUCGAGCAGCCAUGCAACGACCAGAAGUUCACCUACGGUGGAUCGAGGGCACCAGCCAACUCACCGAUCCACUCACCAAGCGUAAGGGCGAGAGCGCCCUACUACGACAAGCACUACAUGACGGGGAAUACGGCAUCACCGCAGACAGCAUCGUGCUUCGCCGACGAUACGAGGACAGAGUUCGACGCCACAAAAAGGAGCCAGUCAAUUUCGCCGUGACCGACUGCUGCUUCUCUGGACUCCACUUCUACGAGAUGGACUGUCUUGGCACUUCAGGAGUCACCAGCAACGUGGACGACCUCAACUACGAGCCCGAAGCCUACAAGCGCCUCAGGGAGACCCAGCAGAUCUUCAGAGAGAGGCCUGAGGCUAGUCGCUUGAACCAGGCGAGAAUGAGCGGACCAGGUUUCGCAACGUUCAGGGGAAUUUCCAACCCUGGCGACGACGCGGGCAAGGUCGACGAGAGAUUCCUCUUUUGGGUACGUGAUGCUCUCGCCCAGGACGUCAAGCAGAUGGCCAUGGAUGCCGUUCGAGAUGUGGCUAUUGAAGCUGCCAUUGCAGCUGCCUCCAAGCAGUUUGCUCAGGUGAACGUCGCCGCAGCCCUGCGCCUUCUCCAAGCAGGACGAGGCCUAGCAGGCGCAUUUUGCCGCGCAGGCCGCGCAGGUUCCACUGUCUCUUCGAGCAUCUCGCGUAUGGAGCAGGACCGCGAACUCAUCAAGCAGCAGGUGCAGGACCUGUCCAAGCGCAUGGGCAUCGCGGAGCAGCCUGCGACCGUCACCAAUUUGCAGAUACAGGCGGCCUUACGCCAACUACCGCCGACCGAGUGCCACCCCACCAUCAGGCUCAAUACCGAGGACUUCGUUCCGCAAGCCGAAGGCCACGUUCUCGUCAUCAGGCUUUCCAAGGCCGCCAAAGUUGCCGAGAGUCGUGUUUCAACUAUGGGAAGUGCCGUGGAUGAGAACUUCACCGUCCGCCUCGACGGCAUGCCUGCUGCCGCCGCCAUGGCAGUCCAAGGUAUCUUCGGCCAGUGCCGGGACAACCUUGGAAGAUCGAAGACCGUUUUCAUCGACAACCCGCGCGGCAAGGUCAAGUUAGUUGUUUGCUCGGCAAAGGGAGCCCGCCCAGCAGUUGGCAUUCCCGUUUUCAAGAUGUUCUAUGGAAUGUUCAGGCGCACGCAGAAAGUCAAUUUGUUCGCCAGCCACGCGAAGGUUUGGGUUGGAUCGGCCGAGUGGGUCCACGUGUCUCCCGUCCCUAGUCGUGUCCUGGCUUCAGCCGCCCAAUUCAAUGACAUGGAAGUCCGCUUCUUCAGCAUCCACAAUUUCGGUAUCACGAACGCCCGGUCCACAGCAAUUCCCGACAGCAUGGCCACUGACUGGGAGCGGACGGGCGAGCGACCCGAGCAUCGUGCUCCACUCUUGUCUAGCGACCAGAACAUCGGACCGCCAGGCACGGACCAUCUCAUCGAAUUCCAUUCGCCGCAUUCUACGCGCUACCGUAUGGCCUCCAUCUCGCUCUACAGCGUGAACCACAUCUACCUGGCCUUUCUCGCCUUUGGCAUGACCAACGCGAUCGUCGAGCCACCUGCCCAUUGCGCCCGUUGGUUGGAGUGGUCCAGGCAGGAGAUAUCUGACCACGCCCCAUACAUUAAUCACCUCCGUUCCCCUGAUUUUGCCCCUGCCCGGCAGCUUCGCACCGUGGGACGGCGCGACGCCGGCAAGGAGAAGCAAUAUUGGCAGCGUCGCUACUUUGCGCAGUGGCCUGGCAAGCCUUGA
Molecule: messenger RNA, 5985 nt
Organism: Prorocentrum cordatum
Lineage: Eukaryota; Dinophyceae; Prorocentrales; Prorocentraceae
Source: the annotation of a GenBank genome assembly